Molecule: messenger RNA, 1512 nt
Organism: Pediculus humanus corporis (human body louse)
Lineage: Eukaryota; Metazoa; Arthropoda; Insecta; Psocodea; Pediculidae
Exons: 8
Coding region: 1-1512 (503 amino acids)
Biological process (GO): ribosome biogenesis; pseudouridine synthesis; box H/ACA snoRNP assembly
Cellular component (GO): sno(s)RNA-containing ribonucleoprotein complex; extracellular region
Molecular function (GO): hormone activity; RNA binding
Source: RefSeq, a predicted model, not a curated record
AUGGAUAAAACAGAAUUACCUGAGGCUCAUGACAAAAUAGGAAGUGAUAAUGAUGAAAAAGUUUCAAAUAAUAAUGCACAUGUGACAGAUUUGAACUCUGAUCAGAGUACAGUUUUAAAUUCGUGUGAAAUUAAUGAUAGUAAUAGCACACCAGUAAUUACUAAUUCAGAAAAUUCAGAAAAUCCUGAAAACGAUAAAGAAAAAACUUUACUGGAAAACUCAUCUGAUGCAGUAGUCAUAAUUAAAAAACCUUUGUGUGCUAAUUAUAGAUCUGAUUCUGAAAGUUACUCAAGUGAUUCAGAUAGUUCUAGUGAAACAUCUACUACUUCUACAUCCAGUGAUGAAGAUGACGAUGCUAAUGAUAAAAAUGAAAAUUAUUCAAAAAAAACCAAUGGUAAACUUGAUGUUUCAAUUUUUGAAUUGCCUCCAUUGGAGAAUUUAAGUAUCAGUGUACCUGAAGACUUAACAUCUGAAAUAGGUGUGAUAGCAAGCCAAAUCGACAAUGUAGUUGUAGUUGAAUCCUAUAAAGAUACUGCUGCUUUGGAUGUGGGAACAGUAUUGUUUUUAGAAAAGGGUAAAACACCUCUAGGAAAAAUUUUUGAAGUUUUUGGUCCUGUGUCUGAACCUGUGUAUGCCGUCAGACUCAAUAACUAUGAAGAAGAAAAGAAAAAAAAUGGUGGAAAUAUGAAAGGAUUAAAAGUAUACUAUGCACCUAGUACCGAGCAUACAACUUUUGUUUUUUUGUCCGAAAUUGUAAAAGCAAAAGGUACUGAUGCUUCUUGGAAAGAUAAUGUUGAAACACCCUCUGAAUUUCAAGAUUUUUCAGAUGAUGAUGAAGAAUACAAUUUUCAAAACACGUAUAAAUUUUCAUCUUCUGAAAAACAUGAGCAAAAUAGCAACCAUAAGAAUGGAAAUUCAAAACAAGCAUAUAAAAAUAACAGUAAAUUUAUUCCAAAAAAACAAAAUACAUAUUUUAGAAAUUUCCAUAGCCCUUCCACAUCUGGUGUAAUGCAAUGGAAUUCUUAUCACCCCCCUUUUUGUAACACUUAUCCUCGCCCUACAAAUUUUGGCCCUAUGAAUCGAUUUAAUACUCCAUUAUAUGGAAAUCAUUAUGUGAGAUUUGGAGAUCCUGGAAUCGUUGGAAAUAUUAAUUAUAACAAUAGCCCUCAACAAUAUCCAGGACAGUAUCAAAAUCAAGGUUUAAGGAUGGCUUUUCUUCAAAACUGCAACAGAGCGCAAGCCCCAAAAACUUUGAAAACAUUUAAAAUAACUUGGGUAAUUUAUUUAAGGGAAAGUUUGGACACACAAAAACUUCUGAUAAACAAAAGACUAUUUUCUGCAAUUUGUAGCGGACAAGUGAAUUUUACUCCCAAUUGGGGAAAAAGAGCCGCCGUAACUCAAGUUAUUGACACGGAAUGUAAAACUUCUUUGGAAUCUUUAUUAUACAUAUAUAAAAUAUUACAAUCCGAGGCUCAAAAAAUAAUUGAAUGCAAAAAAAUGUUGGAAAUGUGA